GCGGUGAACAUACGGUGAUCUUUGAGGAUAUAACCUAACCCCAUCCUUGAGGAUAUAAGGCAGGGCUGCUUCAUCACUUUGGUUUCAGCCCAUCCCUGCAAAACCGCUCAUCCUUGGACAAGUAUGGCCGACGACGCCUCCUCUCUCACUUUCCUCUCUUCUCUUCUUUUCCCUCUCCUCGUCCUGUUGCUCGCAUCCCUGUCACGGCGAUGGCUGAAGAGUGCUCGCAAGAAUCCCCCGCCGAGCCCCCCAUCGUUCCCCUUCAUCGGCCACCUCCACCUCAUCGCCAAGCCCCCGCUCCACCGCGCCCUCGCUGCCAUCGCUGCCGCCCGCGGCCCGGUCGUACUCCUCCGCCUCGGAUCCCGCCCCGUCCUCCUCGUCUCCUCCGCUCCCGCCGCGGAAGAGUGCUUCACCGCCCACGACCUUGCCUUCGCCAACCGCCCCCGCCUACUCGCCGCUCAGAUCCUAGGCUACGGCUGCACAACCAUCGCCUGGUCCCCCUACGGUCCCCACUGGCGCAACCUCCGCCGCAUAUCCGCCGUCCACCUCUUAUCCACGGGCGCCCUCCGCUCGUCCUCCGACUCACGGACUGGCGCGGUCCGGUCGCUCGCGAAGUCCCUCUUCCUUGAGGGCGGCGAUUCGGGGCCGGCCGGCCCGCGGCGGGUGGAGAUGAAGUCGAGGUUCUUCAAUCUCGCGUACGACGUGAUGAUGGGGGUGGUGGCCACGGCCAUCGAGGGGGAGUCCGCGGACGAGAGGCAGCGAUUCCGGGAGGUGGUGGAGGAGACGUUUGCGGUGAGCGGGGCGGUAAACGUGGCGGACUUCUUUCCGGCGCUGCGGAGGCUGGGCUGGCGUGGGCAUGAGAGGAAGCUCGCGAGUCUCCAGCAUAGGAGGGACGCGUUAAUCGGGGAACUGAUCGAGCGUCAUCGCGUCCGCCGCCGUCAGAGUUGCCGCAACCGAGAGGCGGCGGCGGCGGCGGGGAAAGGAGACGAGGGGAGGACAACGGUGAUCGACGUUAUGUUGUCCUUGCAGGAAAGCGAGCCGGAAACGUACACCGACGUCACAAUUAAGGGCCUUAUCGUGUCACUAUUGGCAGCUGGAACAGACACGUCGGCCGUCACCAUGGAAUGGGCCAUGUGCCUCCUGCUCAACCACCCUGAAGUCCUGCACGCGGUGGGGGCCGAGCUCGAUGCCAAGAUCGGCCAAGGGCGCAUGGCGGAAGAAGAAGACAUCCCCGAUCUCCCAUACCUCAACUGCAUCAUCAAUGAGACCCUCCGGCUGUACCCCGCCGGGCCGCUCCUGGUGCCCCAUGAGUCUUCCCAGGACUGCACCGUCGGUGGCUACGACGUGCCUCGCGGCACGAUGCUGUUGGUGAACGCGUGGGCCAUCCACAGGGACCCUAACACCUGGGACGAGCCCCAAGAGUUCAAGCCGGAGAGGUUCCAGUGCGAGUUAGGGAAGGAGGAGGCAGGGCUUAGGAUGCUUCCGUUCGGGUCCGGGCGGCGCAAGUGCCCCGGGGAAGGCCUCGCCAUGCGGGUGAUUGGGCUGGCACUCGCGACCUUGAUCCACUGUUUCGAGUGGGAGAAGCUUCCGGGGGAGGAGGUGGACAUGACUGAAGGGCGGGGGCUCACCAUGCCCAAAGCAAAGCCACUGGAAGCCAUGUGCACGCCACGCCACACCAUGCUUGAUGCCCUUUCACAGCUCUGAGAGAUUGGGAUACUGGCAAUGUAAUAAUAGGUCGGGUAUGAUCUUUACAUAAAAGUGUCGUAUGCAGACGAUUAGUCAUAUCUCAAGCAGACUAAUUAAUCCUAGUGUAGUUCAAAGCCUA
This is a messenger RNA of Musa acuminata AAA Group (dessert banana), 1825 nucleotides long. RefSeq names its product cytochrome P450 81Q32-like. The record is from RefSeq and is a predicted model, not a curated record. Gene Ontology annotation, molecular function: heme binding; oxidoreductase activity, acting on paired donors, with incorporation or reduction of molecular oxygen; monooxygenase activity. Bases 124 to 1704 code for a protein of 526 amino acids. NCBI's taxonomy places the organism in Eukaryota, Viridiplantae, Streptophyta, Magnoliopsida, Zingiberales, Musaceae. The transcript has 2 exons.